AUGAACCUGGAGGGGGGCAAGUUCACUGCGUCCAUCACCAAGUUGUUGCAGGGUUACAAAGUCUUUGUAAGCUCGUGCUUUUAUCACAGUUGCACAGACUGCAACCUUUCGACGUUCCCGUCGUGCAGAGAGCUGAGAACCAAGCAUCUGCUGCGAUUAAGCUUCCGCGGGUUGGAAGCCCGGUCCAGCAUUUUCAAGCUGGACGAAGGAGAGGCGAGCGGGCCCGGAGGCCCCCCCUUUGUGCUGAGACACAGAACUUCCAGCAAUGCGGAGCACACGGGAGAUAGCACGGCGGCGGCGAAGGGCCAUGUCGCCACCACCUCAGGUUCUUCAAACGGGCACCUCACCACCACUCAGUGCCACUUGCACAAUGGGAGCCUCCUGACGGGCGAUGAGGAGAGGAGAAAAAUGGAGGAGGAUGCCAGAGGAGAACGAGAAGAGGAAGAGGGCAGAGAAGAAGGCUUCAUGGGAAUGACGCCGCUUCUUCAAGCACACCACGCCAUGGAGAAGAUGGAGGAGUUUGUACACAAGGUGUGGGAAGGCCGGUGGCGCGUCAUCCCGCACGACGUGCUCCCCGAUUGGCUAAAAGACAACGACUUCCUACUGCACGGCCACAGGCCGCCCAUGCCUUCGUUCCGCGCCUGCUUCAGGAGCAUCUUCAGGAUCCACACCGAGACCGGCAACAUCUGGACGCACCUGCUAGGCUGCCUGUUUUUCCUCUGCUUGGGCCUCAUGUACAUGUUCCGACCAAACAUGUCUUUUGUGGCGCCGGUCCAGGAGAAGGUGGCUAUUGGAAUGUUCUUCCUGGGUGCCAUCCUCUGCCUGUCCUUCUCAUGGCUCUUCCACACUGUCUACUGCCAUUCCGAGGGCGUGUCCAGAGUCUUCUCCAAGCUAGACUACAGCGGAAUCGCCUUCCUGAUCGUGGGCUCGUUCGUGCCGUGGCUCUACUACUCCUUUUACUGCUCACCUCAACCGUGCAUCAUCUACCUGCUGGUGGUGUGUGUACUGGGCCUCUCCGCCAUCACUGUAUCCCAGUGCGACUUCUUCGCCACGCCGCAAUACCGAGGCGUCCGCGCAGCUGUAUUUGUAGGCUUGGGACUGAGCGGCGUGGUGCCCACACUUCAUUUUGUCAUCAGUGAGGGGCUCAUCAGAGCCACCACCAUCGGUCAGAUGGGCUGGCUUUUCCUCAUGGCCACCCUUUACAUCACCGGAGCCUGCCUGUAUGCCGCUCGCAUACCGGAGAGGUUCUUCCCCGGAAAAUGCGACAUCUGGUUCCAUUCUCACCAGUUGUUCCAUAUCUUGGUGGUUGCGGGCGCUUUCGUACACUUCCACGGCGUCUCCAACCUGCAGGAAUUCCGUUACACGGCCGGAGCGGGAUGCACCGACGACGGAAUGCUCUAACGUACUCACGUUCGCCUUCACCUUACUACAGGGAGCCGUCGCUUCUUUCUAAUGACGUGCACUCGCCGGCUUGCCGGAGGAGGACAUUUUGGCUCACAAGGGACGCCGUUUCAAAAAGUGACGCGUUUCUAAAGGGUUGACUAACCCAGGUUGGCACCUCCGGAUAACAACCAAUUCUUCUUGAAGAUUUUCAUGAUUUUUAUUGCAGAGGAAAUUUUUUUCUAUUCAAAACAUGUUGGGGUGAGCUUUUGUUUGAAUGCUGAUUUUCUAAUUCAAAUCUAAGAGCAUUCAUAUAUAUAUUAAAAAAAUACUUGAAUAUCUUCCUGAAUUGUGAAGGUUGUAAGGGGCUUCUAUGGGGUGUCACUUUUAAUAAUAGUAAUAAUGGAAACAUUUUCCAUGUAAAUAAGAUUUCUAAAUUUGGGUUAUAGAUUUGUAUGAAAUAUAUAUAUUAAAAGGAACAAAAAAUAAGGCUGUGCUAGUGAGGAUGGGGGUGCUGCAGUGGACCUUUUAUUUUCCUGAAUAUGCAAGGAGAAGCAUUAAAAAAUCUGUCCAUUUUUCCACGGGCAAUUGGGAAUUUUUCCUCAUUUGCCAUGCGUCCAGCUCACUUUUAUGUGAGCGUUUGCGCUUGAAACCAAAUCUAAGAUAUGAGUGAAUAAUCUUAAUAUGUAGCCAUUUUCAUUCAUCUGUUUUGUAUGUUUUUUUAUGCCUUUUAGUAAGGAUGAACCAAAUAAAAAUAAAAAAAAGCACACAUAAAACAAAUUAUCCUACCUGUUUGUAUGACUUUUAAAGUUUAUUUUUAAUUUGUGGGAAAAUGUUUUUGUCAACACGCUCUGGUUUGAUUGGUGGGUGACUUCAAAUAUCUGCUUUUCUUAUAAAGGAUUUUGUUUACCUUCGAUUAAUUUAUUGCAAUUCUGAUGGUAUAUCGUAUGUUGACGCGCACUUUGCAUUGUGACGGGAGUGUUUGCUUCAGAGACUUUUAACGUCUGCUGUAUUGUUCUAAUAAAAGAUGCUUUGAUGAA
Molecule: messenger RNA, 2420 nt
Organism: Corythoichthys intestinalis (scribbled pipefish)
Lineage: Eukaryota; Metazoa; Chordata; Actinopteri; Syngnathiformes; Syngnathidae
Product: adiponectin receptor protein 2-like
Exons: 8
Coding region: 1-1401 (466 amino acids)
Biological process (GO): adiponectin-activated signaling pathway
Cellular component (GO): plasma membrane
Molecular function (GO): signaling receptor activity
Source: RefSeq, a predicted model, not a curated record